ACAGAUCCUUGGUAUUGGCGGGUUAAUCGAUGAGCAAUCCGAAACGUCGAAGAUCCAAUGUAGAAUUUUUGGAUCUAAAAAACACUAUUGAAUCUCCACCUAUGGAUCUCGAUGCUGAUCAGAAUAUCAGAAAGUCAAAAAGACUUCGUCGUGAUUCUGUAUGUCUAUCAAAGUCAGAAAGUAAAGAGCCUUCAAAACCAUCCAGAGCACCUCGAAGAAAGUCAUUGAGAUGCCCAUUAAAGCAAGUUGAAUAUGAUCCUGUUAUAAUCUCUUUCUUACGGUUAUGACCCAGCUAUUCCUAUUGCUUAGUAUUCUCGGACACGGAUUCACCCGACAGGUCCCCAAAUCAGAACACGGUUGAACAGGAAAGAGAUUAUAUUCCAAAUAACAAGGUUAGAUGGAAGUAAGAUGCAUAAUAGAGAAAACGUUAGUAUAUUUAUAGUUUUUACAUGAGAAAAUUCUAGAGUAUCCUCCAACUACCGACUAGUGCUGAUAGGAUAAGAAUUAGCCAAUCAGCGUGCGGCAAAACAAUCGUGCAUUGAGCAUGCUUUAAUCCAGUCUAUGUCCCGCUAACAGAUCCUAUCUUCAAUUUUCCUACCAUAUGAUCCGUCUUGUUCCUACCAUUUCAACGGUUUAAAAUACUUUUGAAAUAUUACUAAAUGUUGUCCAACAAUCACUAUUCUGAUUGGCUGUAUUUUGAACACCGUGAAUUGAAUGUGAAUAUGCUUGUAGCAGUGAUGAAGAUGUAGCUUACUGGUGUGAAAUUCGAGUGUAAGGUCAUUGAUAAUACGUCCAAACAUCUGCUCACUUUGGCUUGGGUAGCUACACGUAUCUCUAACUAUCCCACAAGAUUUUAGUUCAGGGGUCAGUUGAUCACACAAAUUUGUCCGUAGUCAUCGAGUUUUGAUUUUUGCCUUAGUUUACAGCAUUUUGACGUUAAAGUCGUAAUAGAAAAUAGACUCACCAAGCUGGUUGUGAUAAUUUUUCGCUCUGAAUUUGUUCCACGUACAACAUCGGUGUAGUAUCAAAAAAGGACUUAGAACCCCACUAAUAGUGCAAAAUGUAAUGGACCAAACCAAUUUCCAGUCAAAUCAAAAGUCCCAAUUACUAUGCCAUUGUAAAUAUUGUUAAUGCUUACUUUUGUGUGAAAGCAGUCUCCGUUUAUCUAUUUUGGCUGAUCAAUGCAUGUUGAAAUUUUCAAAUUUCUAUGAUUACCUUGUCUCCUUAUCCUUAUUCUGUUCUGUUGGCCGAAGUAAUUCGUCUCAUGUUGGGUUGGGUUAAGUUAGUUCCUGAUAUUUUUUAUUCAUUUUUGAGUACAAUGGGUGUUCAGAACUUUAUAAGGUCCCAACCAAAUUUAUCUGUUAGUGUUCAUUCUUUACUCCAAUUACUUCUUAUGUAACCGAUUCGUGAUUUAUUGCUUAGCUUGAAAUAUUUUAUUUUUAGUUAAAUUCGCAUGAUAGUACAUCCACUAGUCCUACCCAACUAACUGUUCAAAUGAAAAAUGACCUACCACACAUGGAUGUUAGUUCUAUCAAUACUAUUUCAUUUGGUAAUCUGUCAAUUUCAUCACCAAACAAGUCAGAAAAUACUAAAUUAUCUGGUCCAAGUUCUCCAUUUAUUCCUGCAUUCGUUUCAGAUUUUUACCUCUCUAAAAGAUAUAUUCCCCCUAAGCACAGAGGGUUAGCCACAGUAGUUGAAGAUUCUGUUAAACGGAGUCAGCGACGUCCUAGAUCGUACAAAAAGACCGAACUUUCUCCAAUAAGACGACAAAUAUUUACAGGCCAAACUCUUGAGGAAGCUUGUGCCCCUACAGCUGCUGGUAUUGCUCCGCUAGACCCAGAACUUGUGUUGUCAGCUACACGUAAGCGUGUUAUCAGACGUCAAAGGCUUGCGAAAAAGUUAGGGUUUCGUGGCAUUAGUAUAUCCAAGCAGACUGAAGAGAACUUUGCUAAAUUUCUUUCACAAUCAAAUUUGAAUUCUUCUCACAGUAGCUCAGCAUCUAUCUGAGAUUAAAUGCAAUUGUCCUUCAUAUUAAUCUCGUACUGCUUAUUGAUACCUACGUCUUUCAAUUAAAUAUCAAAAUUCAGACCCUCCUUGUUUUAUGUAAAUCUUUUAUUUAUAUGACAGAUAUUUCCACCAGCGUUCACAUAGAAUCUUGCAUACAUGGUUUGCAAAAGCAUCGUAAGAACUUCAUAUUUCAUCCCUUUUUUCUUGCAUAUGAUAUCGUGUCGUGUAUACUUUUUGAUUAAGUAUGAAACCUGUUCAGAUUUUUUACAACUUGUGUUUACAAAACGAAUUUGACUUUUAACUCCCUUUAGAUUUUGUUACAGCCCAAGAUGUGGGGGAUUUUAUAAAACAUCAUUUACUCUGAAUAUAAUCUUUUUAGUUCUUUUGAAACAAAUAUCCUCAUAUUUUUCAAAAACGUUUCUUUUGUAAAGUUGGGCUAUGCUUCAAAUACUGAGACACGUUGCAUAUCAUUUUUAUCAGUAAGCUUUUACCACAGAUUUUAAAUGUGACCAUUAGCAAACUUUUAAAUUUAAAAGAAAUCAAUUACGUGGUUGGGUUUUAAGAUUUUUUCAAUAUUGCUUGAUCGGCAGUUGGGUGCCCAAGUUUCCAAAAAUUCCCGUUUUAAUCGUACUUUCUUGUAACCUUACUAAUUUUAUAGAAUAAAUUGUGUGCACCAACAGUCCUGGAAGCAUGUUUCGUCCUAUCUAGGACCUGUCAGCUGCACCGAUUCUCAUCUCAAUGUUGAUUAUUUUGGGACUUGAACCCAGUGUCCUUUGUUUCAGACGCUAAUAUGUUAUGCACUAAGGUACUGAGUCAAGAUUGUCACUUACAUGUGUGCCGACAAAGACCAGUCAAAAUACAGUCUUGAUCAUCUAUAAAGUUACUAACUUCUGUCUGAGCCAUAUUGGUAGAUGCAAACAACUUGGGUGUGGUCCGGGAGAGUAUCGUAACCAGCGGUUGGAGGCCCUGGGUGGCAUGGCUCAGAAUCAAUCACAGUGAUACAGGUGCAUACACUCUAAGUCUUCCCUUAAACUGUGAGAUUAAAAUUAUUUAUACAUUUCUUUCUACUAAUUAUUUAUUUGAACACAUAAAUAUUGGUACAAAGGGGCGCCGAAUACACAUGCGCUACACAAGUCACUUGAAUUGUGUGUAGGCUGUGAUACUGCCCCGUUGCCCAAACCGAGGCAGGUGGUUUUUUCUAGGGGCCACACCCAGAGCCUUCGACUUAAAGGUCUGAUCCAAAAAGCAGUGGAGCAACGUCAGGAGAUGCAGUCUCAUGGUGGCUGGUGGCCAACGAUUGGUUCAUACGUCAUUUGUUCCUUCGGGACCUUGGAGUCCAUGAACACCAUUGGUUUGGGACCAGGGUUUCCUAACUCUUCGAGGUGGAUCCUCCGUGUCCACCAACACAAUUAAAGCGCAGGACACUCGCUUUCCGUCCUCUCAAUUUCGUAAACAACACCGCCGCGAGAUGGCAGUGAGUUGGACUUCCCUGGCAGUACCUGUAUACGUGUGGCCAUGGGAGAGCUGGCUCUCCACCCUCGGACAUACCAAGACAUUUAGGGGCCUGAACUAAUUCUUUGUCCAGGUAUCAUAUCCUUAUAUGUAAUCUUUUUCUAUAUAUUACUAUCAUAGGAGUAUGAUUUAGGUGCUCAUCGUGUUGUGCUAACAAGGUAUGACAACGGACCGAUACAUAUGUAUGCCUGGUCCUACGUUGUAGAAGACUGACUUGCUUGGAUUGUUGAAUAAGGUGCUCAGAUGAGUUUGUACUUUGUCAGCGUCUUCACCAAACAAAACUGUAUAAUCUGCGUAUUUUAAGUCAAAAAGUAAAUCCCCUGGUAGAUCACCCGACCGUAGCUGCUACCUUGACGUGGUGGUCGGGCUUGCCUAUCGUGAUGAAGCAACCGAGCUAUAUUGGUUGGAACAUAUGUUACUGUAGGUACUACCAUGCCAGGAAGGUCGACUAGAGAACGGUAAGACUAAGAGCAGCAACUCAAGGUCUGAGGGCAAAGUUGUGCCGCUGACUGUAGAGGGGUGUGACAACAGUAAGGUGUUUCCCUCGGACAACCAGCAUCUGCAGCGAUGCUGCCUUCCCACAAAGAGGGGUGGGGGUAGAAAAGGUUGACCCUAAAAAUGUCACACCUCACCUUACCCCACAGAUUUCCGUCUCCGGCGGUAAGGCCCUUUGAAAAACGGAGCUAACACAUUAAAAACCUUCCACGAAAAAACCGUGCGCGACCGGCCUCAAGCAGUUGUCCCCUGGGCUCUGUGGUCACGCUCACAGGUCGUUAAGGCCGACAUUAAUCAGACUUUUUUCAGGUUCCUCAAGAAAUACCCUUCCACGGUGUGGGCAGCCGGAAAGUGACACCAGCCCUCAUACCCGUGACAACACACGAGACCAAGUUGGUCACAUUUAUCUUGGAAGUCUGAUCAGCCCUAAUGGGUCGGUAUCGGACGAAAUCUCAGCACGGAUUCGAAAAGCUCGAUUGGCUUUUGCCAACUUGCGUCACCUAUGGCGAAGGCGAGAUAUCCGUCUAUCAAUAAAAGGACGAGUAUACUGCGCGGCAGUCCGUUCUGUUUUACUUUACGGCAGCGAAACAUGGCC
Molecule: messenger RNA, 4609 nt
Organism: Schistosoma haematobium
Lineage: Eukaryota; Metazoa; Platyhelminthes; Trematoda; Strigeidida; Schistosomatidae
Exons: 4
Coding region: 1495-2007 (170 amino acids)
Source: RefSeq, a predicted model, not a curated record